AUGGAGAAGAAGAUUACGGAGAAGAUCGCGGCGCUGCCGCCGGACGCAAAUUACUUCUCGCUGGAGUUCUUCCCUCCUAAGACCCGGAUGGGUUUCGCGAACCUGUCUGCGCGUUUGGAGCGGAUGGCCCAGGCUCUGCGCCCGCUGUUCGUCACUGUCACCUGGGGUGCAGGCGGAAGCACAGCGGCCCGUUCCCUCGAACUGGCUGAGGUCUGCCAGCGGCAGUUGCAGUUGACAACCGUACUGCAUCUGACAUGCACCAACAUGAGUCGCGCAUUGGUGGACAUGGCAUUGGAGGAAGCCAAGGUGCUCGGUAUUCGCAAUAUCCUGGCCCUUCGUGGGGACCCGCCCCGCAGCGAGGAAUAUAACAUGCACGGAGAGGACGAUAGCAACAAGGACUUCACUUUCGCCGUCGAUCUCGUGCGCUACAUUCGCAAGCAGCAUGGGGACUAUUUCUGUGUUGGUGUCGCUGGAUAUCCCGAGGGUCAUCCCGCCGACUCUUUCCAAGAUGUACAGGAUCCUGCCCGCGAUCUGCCUUAUCUGAUUGAGAAGACUAAGGCUGGCGCCGACUUCAUCAUGACUCAACUCACAUACGAUCUGGAAGCGUACCAGCGAUAUGAGAAUAUGCUUCGCAACCACGAGUCCGGCGUUUUCAAGACAAUUCCUAUCAUCCCGGGCCUGAUGCCCGUUCACAGCUACAAGAUUCUCACCCGUGUAACAAAACUCAGUCACGUCAAGAUCCCCGACCCGAUAGCCAAGCGCAUGGAAGAAUUGAAGCAUGAUGACGAUGCAGUCAAGCGGGCAGGUGUGGACAUCGUGAGCGAUAUUGUUGGAGGUAUUCAAGAGCUUCCCUCUCCAGGACCACGCGGUUUCCAUUUCUAUACCCUGAACCUGGAGAAGACGGUCUCAUUCAUCCUCGAACGGUGUGACUUGAUCCCACCAUUCUCGGCCAUUCAAGACGACACUGUCAUCGAGGAAAUGGAUGGACCCACACCCAUCGAUUCUCAGGUCCGUUCAUUGGCGAGACGUCGAGCUUCAUCUAUCAACUCGCAACCUCACAAUCGUGUGAUCGUAGACAAGAUUUCAGAACAUGAAUCUUCUCGGGACUCGGUACAUGAAGCUCUCGCAAACAGUGCCGGCCUCCCUGCCAUGCCUCCUGGCCGCGGUACCACCCUACAGAUCUCUGAGGGACUCGGAGCGCUUGGCAGAGAAGCAACCUGGGAUGACUUCCCCAACGGUCGAUGGGGUGACGCACGCUCGCCCGCUUUUGGUGAGAUUGAUGGAUACGGCCCAUCUCUUCACGUUACCUCUGCGGCCGCUCGCCGUCUGUGGGGUCACCCCGUUGAACACAAAGACAUCAACACACUUUUCCGGCGCCAUGUUUCUGGAGAUUUGCACAUGGUCCCCUGGUCAGAGGGCGGCGCUGAAGAAGGAAGUGAUGGCUUGAAUCCCGAGACAGAACUGAUUCGACCCGAGCUUCUCAAACUCAUUGACGGCCGUGGGUGGUGGACUUUGGCCUCCCAGCCCGCGGUCAACGGCGUCCGUAGCGACCACCACAUCUUCGGCUGGGGCCCGCAACGCGAGGGUUUCGUCUUCCAGAAGCCCUUUGUUGAAUUUUUCUGCCCUAACAAGGACUAUGUCAACAUCUUGAAGCCGCUCUUUGAGAAGCAUGGCCACGAUAAGCUAACCUGGUUCGCUACAAACACUACCGGAGCAUUUGAGUCCUCGCUCCCCGUUCAGCCUGCUGACGUCGAUAUUGAUGAUCUCGGCUCGAACCCCGAGAGUGUCAACGCUGUCACCUGGGGUGUCUUCCGUGGAAAGGAAAUUGUCACCCCCACCAUCAUCGAAGAGGUCAGCUUCCGCGCCUGGGGUGAGGAAGCCUUUCGAAUUUGGGACGAGUGGCGUCGCAUCUACCCACGUGGCUCACCCACCGAGCGUUUCCUUGAAACCACCAAGAAUGAGGCUUGGCUGGUCUGCGUGGUCGGCCAGCAAUUCGGAGCUGGCGUCCCAGCUGGAUCGAAGGAGGAAGAAGAUGAGGUGAAGUGGAUGUGGAGAGUUUUGUCGGGCGAGAUUCAAGAAUAA
Penicillium argentinense is the source of this 2082-nucleotide messenger RNA. RefSeq names its product methylenetetrahydrofolate reductase (NAD(P)H) MET12. Gene Ontology annotation, molecular function: FAD binding; methylenetetrahydrofolate reductase [NAD(P)H] activity. The transcript has 2 exons. The record is from RefSeq and is a predicted model, not a curated record. Lineage: Eukaryota; Fungi; Ascomycota; Eurotiomycetes; Eurotiales; Aspergillaceae. Gene Ontology annotation, cellular component: cytosol. Gene Ontology annotation, biological process: tetrahydrofolate interconversion. The coding region runs from base 1 to 2082 and encodes 693 amino acids.